This is a messenger RNA of Oppiella nova, 957 nucleotides long. NCBI's taxonomy places the organism in Eukaryota, Metazoa, Arthropoda, Arachnida, Sarcoptiformes, Oppiidae. The record is from the annotation of a GenBank genome assembly.
CUGAACGUGGACUUCGCGCUCAUCCAUAAGGAGCGCAAAAAGGCCAACGAAGUCGCGUCAAUGGUUCUCGUGGGCGAAGUGCGCGAUCGCGUCGCCAUUCUCGUCGACGACAUGGCCGACACGUGCGGCACCAUCUGUCACGCGGCGCAGAAGCUGUCGGAGGCGGGCGCUUCCAAGGUGUACGCCAUCCUCACGCACGGCAUCUUCAGCGGUCCCGCGUGUGAACGCAUCUCGAAGGCGGCGCUCGAGGCGCUGGUCGUGACGAACACAAUCCCGCAGGAGAAGAAUAUGCGCGACUGUCACAAGAUUCAGUGCAUCGACGUAAGUAUGAUUCUCGCGGAAGCGAUUCGUCGCACACAUAACGGCGAAAGCGUUUCGUAUCUCUUCUCAAACGUUCCGAUGUAGUCAUUGAUUGGCUCUUUUGUUGGCCUUUUGUAACACUGAAUGGCAAACACUUCGCGACUUUUGCUUUAUUUUGUGCCAAUUAUUCAGACAUUCCUUUCGACUAAUCAUUGUUUUAAUUAUUAAAAACGUACAAAUAGUUAACGCAUGAAAAGUACAUUUGUAUUGAUUUUCUGCUUAUUUUGACUCUAAAUUGAAAACUUGAAUGAAUUUGCAUUUUGUUAUAAUUAGAAGCAAAGUAAGAAAUACGAGAAUUUCGUUAAUAAAGUCAUUGAAAAUCGGCUCCAUUUGUGACCAAUACUUGUUUUGUGACUCUUUUGAUGACUAGAUCUCACAUUUCACGGCCGAAGCCAUAAGACGUAAUCACAAUCGAGAAAGCAUUGGCUCUCUCUUCAAAGAAGUGCCCUUUUAAUGAUUAAACACUUGUUUUUCAGACAGAUUUUAUUCAUUUGUUGCAUUAAAUCAUCAAAAUAGCCUUAACAUAGCGUAUAACCGAAUAUAGCAAAAGUGAUACAAAUAUUUAUAUAUUAUUUACAAAAUUUGAAUAAAAUUGAG